Molecule: messenger RNA, 2317 nt
Organism: Lytechinus variegatus (green sea urchin)
Lineage: Eukaryota; Metazoa; Echinodermata; Echinoidea; Temnopleuroida; Toxopneustidae
Product: serine/threonine-protein kinase Chk1-like
Exons: 13
Coding region: 197-1609 (470 amino acids)
Biological process (GO): protein phosphorylation; DNA damage checkpoint signaling
Cellular component (GO): nucleus
Molecular function (GO): ATP binding; protein serine/threonine kinase activity
Source: RefSeq, a predicted model, not a curated record
GUGCAAAUUUGGCGCGCCAGUUUCAAUGAGAUCGCCAGUGGUACGAGUACGACUGCUGCUGUGCGAGUUAGACGUCAGUGAGCGGGAACUGGAAAGCAUUUGCGCCCUUGGCAGCCGCCCAGGUAGUUAUCAAGCUCUGACUGAGUCUCCGCUGCGGAAUCUUUCUCAAAGUGAGUGGUGAAAAUAUGCAGUAACCAUGGUGACUCCAUUUGUAGAUGGUUGGGACUUUGUACAGACGCUGGGUGAAGGAGCAUACGGAGAGGUCAAGUUAGCUGUCAACCGAUCGACAAAUGAAGCAGUAGCUGUGAAGAUACUAAAUCUUGAUAAACAACAAGGAGCGGCUGAUUGUGUCAGAAAAGAGGUAUGCAUUCAUCGGAUGCUAGCCGAUCCUCAUAUCAUCCGUUUCUAUGGUCAUCGCAAAGAGGGCAGUAUUCAAUAUUUGUUUGUGGAGUACGCCAGUGGGGGAGAGCUUUUCGAUAGGAUAGAGCCUGAUGUUGGAAUGCAAGUUACCGAAGCCCACCGUUUCUUUUCACAACUCAUAUCUGGUGUGGAGUACCUGCAUAAGAAAGGGGUCACACAUCGCGACCUCAAACCAGAGAACUUACUCUUAGAUGAACACGAUAACCUGAAGAUAUCCGACUUCGGGCUAGCCACAGUAUUCAGGCACCAGGGUAAGGAGCGUCUCUUGGGCAAGUGUUGCGGGACACCACCUUACGUUGCCCCAGAGGUCCUCAAGAGAAAGGAGUAUCAUGCCGAGCCAGCUGAUAUAUGGUCCUGUGGGAUCAUACUCGUAGCCAUGCUUGCUGGGGAAUUACCUUGGGACGAGCCUACAUAUAGCUGUAACGAGUUUUGUGAUUGGCUGGAUAAGAAGAUGCAUCUGUCCCCAUGGAAGAAGAUUGACACCACACCACUUGCCCUUCUGAGGAGGAUUCUGACAGAGACCCCGGCCAAGAGGAUAACCAUACAGAACAUCAAGAAAGAUCGCUGGUAUAGAUCAAAAGGUACCAUAGGAAGAGUACCCACAAGCUCACCGAAUACAGGGAGCAUGAAGAGAGUCUGUACUGGAAAUGAUCUAUCACCACUUGCAGCUGGAAAUAACAAAAUCUCGUCUUCACAGCCGACGUACCAAACCAAUGGCCCAUCCACGCCAGGCGAGGGCAGUAUUCCUAGCUCUGUGGAAGAACUAGUGAAUGGGUAUAGUUUCUCCCAGCCUGUUCACAUGGACAACAUGUUGCUUGGUAGUCAACUUCAGUGUACGCCAGGAGCUUCACAGACUCCGAUGCAGAGGCUUGUAAGGCGUAUGACGCGGUUCUUCACAAACUGUGGCUUUGAGAAAACAUUGAAGGUCCUAACAGCUACCCUUGAUAAACUCACCGUGUAUACAUGGAAGAAAAGCUGUCCAAAUCAGGUGACUAUAUCUACUCUUGACAAACGUAAGAAUCAACUCACAUUCAAGGCUAACCUACUAGAGAUGGACAAAAAGGUCCUGGUUGACUUCCGAUUAUCAAAGGGUGAUGGUCUGGAGUUCAAGAAGCACUUCUUGAAGAUACAGGACAAGCUUCGUUCAACUUCAAUCGUUGUGAAAGGUCCACCUCUCAUGCCGCUAUGAUCGAACCUCGAAAUUGACCUUUGCCAUGGUGAAUUUUGACCUUUGAUGCCAUUGUGAACUUUGAACCUUGGUGCAUUGUGAACUGAACUCUGACCUUUGUCAUCUUGAACUUUAACCUACCGUGCCAUGAUGAAGGUUGACCUUUGCCCAUGUUCAGAACAAAUUGCAUCUACACUCUUAGCCAGAACUCCAGUUCCAAUUAUACUGGUAGUCUGGUACAUUUACCUGCGCUGGAACUGAACAGGUGUUAUUUCAGAUUCCUGCUCGACAUAGAGUACCGAAGUGUGACGUCAGUUGCAAUGGUGUCAUGGCGGGCUGGUUCUAAACAUAGUCGCAGCUGAUGAUGGUCUGUACACAUAUGUAUGACUUUUGCUCAUGAAAAAUAGGUUGCAAGUGAUCAAAUUCCGAUAGCAGCCAUUUUCUCCUUUUAAAAACACGCUUUUAUUGGGCAGGUUCAUUUGUUUAGAACCAGGCCGCCAUGACACCAUGGCAACUGACGUCAUCCAUUCGGUAUUCUAUUGCAUCAGUACUAGAACCCAGUUUCUGAUGUAAGAACUACUGGAUCAAUAAACCCACCGUCAUUUUCAUUAGGGAAAAGGUCCAUCGAUUCAUCUCACCUCUCAGGAAAAUCUGUACAGUAUUAUAUCACUGAAAACAAACUGAUGUAAUUUCAGCUUCUUCAACGAUUUGUAAUGGACAGGCCACCAU